Sinocyclocheilus grahami is the source of this 1475-nucleotide messenger RNA. Its product is annotated as protein FAM43B-like. Bases 130 to 1071 code for a protein of 313 amino acids. NCBI's taxonomy places the organism in Eukaryota, Metazoa, Chordata, Actinopteri, Cypriniformes, Cyprinidae. The transcript is spliced from 2 exons. The record is from RefSeq and is a predicted model, not a curated record.
GCUUUCAGUCUCUCGUCAGCGUGUGCCAGAGCAGUCUCCUUUGCUGUGCUUCUCUGAGAAACACACACCAGAACACUCUUCAUUGCUGGUUGGGGGAGAGUGUUGAAUCCUUUCCUCUUUGCCUGGAUCAUGUUGCCCUGGAAAAGGAGUAAGUUUGUGCUGGUGGAGAACGAGUCCAAAAGCAAGCCGAAAAGUCUUGGAGCCGGACUGACUUAUCAUUCCCUGCUUUCGACUUUGCUCCACUCCUGUCCGGACCUUGUUCCCGACUGCCCGUUUCAAUGGCUGGGGAGCGUUUUCCACAGCAAACGCCAGAAAGUGGAGCUCAACAAAGAGGAACCCACCUACAACGUGCGCUACCUGGGCAGCGCAGUCACCAUCAUGGCUAAAGGCGAGGAUUGCAUGCAGGAGGCGGUGGCUAAGAUUUGGACUCGCAGCAACUACGGCGAACAGAGCGCCAAGAUGAAGCUCAGCGUCGGGCCACACGGAAUUCGCAUGGGGGUGGAUAAAGGUGGCAAAAAGAAGCCCGUCCACCUUUAUUCCCUCAACCGUAUCACAUACUGCAGUGCUGACCCCUUCCGGCCAAAGAUCUUUGCGUGGAUUUACAGGCAUCAGGUGAAGAAUAAAGCGGUGGUUCUACGAUGCCAUGCCGUCCUGUUGGCAAAGGCAGAAAAGGCCAGAGCGUUAGCUCUCAGCCUGUACCAAAACUCAACAUCGGCAUUCACUGAGUUCAAACGACUAAAGCGCCAGUCCGACUUCCGUCAUUGCCAGCAGCAGCUGUUGGGUGAGGACAUUGUGCCUCUUAUGCCUCUUCGGAGACUCCUGAAUGGCCAAUGCCACUACCAGCCACCUGCAGAAAAGCCUAGAAGCGCCACACGGCUCGCCUCAAUUACUGAGGAAGAGGAGAAGGAUGAGGAUGGACCGAGGGAUGCUGAAUCCACCAACACGAAAAACGCCGGAACUCCCAGUCCUUCUCCUCCAGAGAAAGUUCUGGGGAAGAUCGUAAAUAGACUGGAUGAGGUUUCGAUUACCAGCUGGGAUGAAGCACAAAUGACUAUCAGCACUCUGGUGUGACGUCAAAUGGAUACAGUUUAGUGUCCUCACAACUGAGCCUCUGUCCUGUCGCCUCUCUUGCCAACCCACUCUGUCUGGUACGUCCAUCGAUGCACCAUGAAACAGCCCCUCGAAACUCGGGAUAAGGUCCGUUGGCAGCCACAAUGCCGCCUGCAGAGGAAGCGUUACACGAGGUGUAUGGAGAGGAAGAGCCAGUAGAAGCACAAUGUAAGGAAGACCACAGGUACAGCAAUCAUCCGGAGUUUGUUGAAAGCUUACACCGAAAGCCUUUAUCUACCCCCAACAUUGAGCAAAGCUUAAACUGUACACCCAAAGAAGAUAAAGCAUUAAUCUUGUACUCUCGUACUCACUGUGAUUUUGUGAGUACAUGCCAAGUGCUUUAGACUGAUGGACUAUGAGAAGGA